Colletotrichum navitas is the source of this 1812-nucleotide messenger RNA. Its product is annotated as Pro-kumamolisin. The transcript has a single exon. Gene Ontology annotation, molecular function: tripeptidyl-peptidase activity; serine-type endopeptidase activity. NCBI's taxonomy places the organism in Eukaryota, Fungi, Ascomycota, Sordariomycetes, Glomerellales, Glomerellaceae. The record is from RefSeq and is a predicted model, not a curated record. Bases 1 to 1812 code for a protein of 603 amino acids. Gene Ontology annotation, biological process: proteolysis.
AUGUCCUUCCUCAAGGCCUUCGUCGCACUGGCGGCCAUCUCGCCCGUCGCCGAGGCCCGCCUGAUGUCCAGGGCGGCGAACAUCGCUCAAGGCGUCCAGAUGAUGAACAUGGCUGCCGAAGACCAGCAGAUCAGGCUUCAGGUCGGCAUCAAGAUGCAGAACAUCGACAAGCUGGAACCGACGCUCCGGGACAUCUCCGACCCGGACAGCCCCAACUACGGCAAGUACCUGACGGCGGCCCAAGUCAACGACAUGUUCAAGCCGGCCGAGGCCUCUGUCGCCGCCGUCCAGACCUGGCUGGCCAAGGAGAACGUCAGCGACGUCUCUUACACGGAAGGCGACCGCUUCGUCAACUUCGCGACCGACGUCGCCACCGCCAACAGGAUGCUCGGCGCGAGCUUCGCCUACUACGACGUCCAGGGCACCAUGAAGCUGCGCACCAAAGAGUACUCCGUCCCGGACGCCAUGGCGGAGCACAUCGAGCUCGUCACGCCCACGACCUACUUCGGAACCACCAAGUCGGACCCGGCCAUCACCAACGUGGCGCUGCCGCUCACAUCCGCGCCCCUCGCCCGCAGACAGGCCCCCGGACCCGGCGCCGCGACCAACUGCUCCAGGGUUUUCACGCCGGCCUGCUUCGAGCUGGCCUACAACUACGGCGCCUACCAGGCCGACCCGGCGGCGGGCAGCCGCGUCGGCUUCGCCAGCUUCCUCAACCAGUCGGCCCGCCAGGAGGACCUCACCACCUUCCUGAACAGGUUCCAGCUGCCGAGCCAGAACUUCACCAGCGUCCUCAUCAACGGCGGGCAGGACCACCAGGACCCCAACGGCGCCAUCGGCGAGGCGAACCUCGACGCCCAGAUCAUGGCCGCCACGGUCAAGUCCCUGCCGAUCACGCAGUACAUCACCGGCGGCUCGGGGCUUCUGGUGCCCAACCUGAACAGCCCGACCCAGGCGGACAACCAGAACGAGCCGUUCCUCGACUUUUACCAGUUCAUGAUGACGCAGGAGAACGACAAGAUCCCGCAGGUGCUCUCCGUGUCCUACGGCGACGACGAGCAGACCGUGCCCAUCGAGUACGCCACGCGCGUGUGCAACCUCAUCGGCAUGAUGGGCCUGCGCGGCGUCACCGUGCUCGAGUCCAGCGGCGACACGGGCCUCGGCGCGCCGUGCCGCGCCAACAACGGCAGCGACGCCGUCCAGUUCACGCCGCAGUUCCCCGCCUCGUGCCCGUACAUCACCGCCGUGGGCGGCACGCAGGCGUUCGGCCCGGAGCGCGCCUGGAUCGCUUCCGGCAGCGGCUUCAGCAACUACUUCAAGCAGGCGUGGUACCAGGAGGGCGCCGUGAACCAGUACCUCCUGAGCGGCAUCUCGGCCGACACCAAGGCCUAUUACCAGCCCUUCACCAACUUCAGCGGCCGAGGGUUCCCCGACAUCGCGGCACACUCUGCCAGCCCUCCGUUCGCCGUCGUCGCCGCCAGCAAGCUCAUGGGUACGGGCGGCACUUCGGCCUCCUCCCCGUUGGUCGGCGGUUUGAUCGCGCUUCUCAACGACGCCCGGAUCCGCGCGGGCCAGCCGACCAUGGGCUUCAUGAACCCGUGGCUCUACAAGAGGGGCUUCAAGGGAUUGACGGACGUUACCGCGGGCGGCGCAAAGGGGUGCACCGGUAUCAAUCUGCAAUCGGGCAAACCUGUGCAGGGUGCCGGCGUCAUCCCCUUCGCAACGUGGAACAGCACGCAAGGAUGGGAUCCCGUGACGGGACUGGGAAUUCCCAACUUUGAGGAGAUGAAGAAGAUAGCUCUGGCGAAAUAA